UCACAGGAACAAAUUGCACUGUAAAAAUAUAUCGCAACCGUUGGAAUUGUGGCAGCAUUUUACAAUUUCACAGUAUUCUUUAUUAAACAAACGCAUCCUCGGUGAGCAUACGCGACUUAUAUAUUAUAUAUUUUUUGGUUUCUCCCUAGUGGGGAAACAGCAGCACCAGCAGCAUCGCUACAAACCUGUUUGAGGGUGCUGGUGAGAAAGUAGAUGAGCGACAAUCCGAACACGACCCCCAGAACCCAACGCUUGCGCAGGAGCCGGCGGAACACCAUGGAGGCGUUCUUCUGGAUGUGCACCAGGUCCAGGUAGAUGCGAUGGAGCUACACAAACAGCACGGGUGAUCUCAGACGGAGAGAUCCAGCUGAUUCACUAACACAGCAUCUCUCGCAUCACCAACACUCACUGUCACUGGCAGCGAUCGGCUGGAGAAUACGUAUUUUAUUCGACACAGGCCGUCGAUAGAGAUCGAUUGCCGUCGCUAGUUGUCAAACAUUUUGGGGCUCCUGGCGAUAAAGUGGGUGCCAUGCAGAGACGCCACAGCAGCAACACCGAGGGCAUGCCGCCAGAAAGGAACAGGAGUCAGACUCUCGGUUCGGAGAGCAGUCUUGAUGAAGGAGGAGUGUUUGACUGCCUGAAGCCUGACUCUCCUACGUCGCCCCAGCAGCUCUUCUCUGGUCUGGUGGGCGUCUCUGCUGGGAAUGUGUCCUCAGCUCCCUUCCAGGCCGCGGGGCUGGUUCUGGGUUCUCCACCGGACGUCUUCAUCCAGAUGGCGUCCUCAUCGAGGGACGAAGGCUCUCACCGGACGGAGAACCCACCUUAUCUCCCUCGGCCUCCUCAGCACCAUCAUCAUCACCAUCAUCAUCAUCAUCACUCAGGUCAGCACCGCUCUUCUCUCCUGCAUGCGGCAACCUCUGCUGAGAGACACGGGAACAGAGAUGAUGGAGGUGAUGAUGCCUCUACACCGGCUCCUGCUCUCUCUGAGCUCAAGGCUGUGGUCACAUGGCUUCAGAGAGGAUUCCCUUUUAUCCUCAUUCUCCUCGCUAAAGUCUGCUUUCAGCACAAGCUGGGAAUUGCUAUUUGCAUUGGAAUGAUCAGCACGUUUGCCUUUGCUAACUCAACCCUGAAGCAUCAGGUGGCAUUGCGGGAGGAAAGGUCUGUGUUUACCACUCUCUGGAUUAUGAUGUUUCUCGCUGGCAAUAUUGUGUAUGUGUAUUACACGUUCAGCGCUGAGGAACUUCACAACAGCCUUAUUUUUGCGAAGCCAAACAUCAACAGUUUUGAUUUCUUUGACCUGAUCUGGGCUGUUGGAAUAACCGAUUUUGUGCUUAAAUAUUUCACCAUCGAGCUCAAAUGCCUCGUACUGUUCCUGCCUAAAAUGAUCCUCGCUUUCAAGUCCAGGGGGAAGUUUUAUCUGCUCAUAGAGGAGCUGAGUCAACUCUUGAGGGCUUUGGUUCCCAUCCAGCUGUGGUAUAAGUACAUCAUGGGUGAAGAUCCAUCCAGCAGCUACUUCCUGGGGGCAACGCUGAUUAUCAUCUACAGCCUUUGUAAGUCAUUUGACUUGUGUGGAAGAAUAUCUGGCAUACGGAAAGCAUUCGUCAUUCUCUGUAGCUCUCAAAGUUACGGUACGAGAGCCAGCGCUCAGCAGUGCAGCGAGGCCGGGGAUGUGUGUGCGAUCUGCCAGGCUGACUUCAGAGAGCCGAUCGCGCUGCUCUGUCAGCACGUGUUCUGUGAGGAGUGUUUAUGCCUGUGGUUUGACCGGGAGAGGACGUGCCCGUUGUGUCGUUCAACUGUGGUCGAAACUCCACGCAACUGGAAGGAUGGCACAACGUCGGCACACUUUCAGAUCUACUGAAUGGAGACCCAGCUGAAAGACGUCCGCUAGAAUCAGAAAAGGCUUAUUUACCGUACAUAAAAUGUUCCUGUUUGUAAUGUUGCAUCAUUGAAUGUAAGGUACAGUUGCGCCAUUACAUUGUGUCUGGAGAUAAGCGUUUUCGUCUUCUUACGUCUGCUUUUCAUAGGUUUUAAAUUAUUAGGCAUGAUAAUCAACUGUUUUGUAACUUUUUUUUGGUUUGUUCAAGCUAUUAAACUUAAAGAAUUAAGUUCAUCAGGACGGAUUAGGAGAAAUGUAGCAUUACAUCAUUUGCAUAUUCUGCAGUGAAUGGGUGCCGUCAGAAUGAGGUUGAGAACGGCUGAUACGAACAUGACAAUAAUCCACAACCAUAAUUACCAGUCCGUCACUUAACAUGGGUUGAAUGUUUGAAACAAAGUCCAUAAAAUAGCUUUCUGCAGUGGAAAAGUCAUCUCCGAUGAACUGAGAAAGAAAUCAAGUCUACAAGCAAAAACAAACAUGUUUGCGCAUUUUGAUUUGAAAUUUUUUUCUGGCUGUUACUUUUGGAGAUAUCUCUUGGUCCAAAACCAGUGGUUUAACGAUAAAACACCUUAAAGUACCCCUAUUGUGAAAUUGUGAAAAUGUACUUUCAUACAGUGUGUAACACAGCUCUGAGUGAAUUAAACAAACAGUGCAUAGUGUAUGAAGUUUUUAUCUCUCAAAAGAAAGAUUUGACUCUGAAUCAUUGAAACGAGACGAAUCCCAAGACGUUUCAAGUUGACAUCGAUGAAAUAUUUACAAUUUUCUCACCCACUUGAUGUUUUUUUCCCGCCCUUGGUCUGAACGAAAAUGCAAAUUCAUUCUUUGCCGCUAGAUGUUGCUUUUGGAACUUUAAAAUGGUUUCCCCCGGUAACGUGCUCACAAAAGCUGCUUUAUCAGGCAUUACAGUCAUGAUGAGAUGAAAACAGACCAACUGGAAAAUCACUGCAGAUUAGCGUCACGCAAAAAUGAAUCAUGCGUGAAUCGUUUGGGAGUCGUUGAGCAAAUAAGAUAAAAGUAAAUGCAUAUUAAGGACGAUGAAGAGCGUUUUUUGACCUUGCGUGCACGUCAACCUGUCGUUCGGGCCUCCAAAAACCAAAACAUGACCGUUACCCAUAAUACAGAUGCUUUAAUGGUGGGAUUUGUUUCUUACGAACAUGCAGCUUUUCGCUUUGAUUGACGUUCAUUAAUGGAAUAGAGUGGCGUGGAUUACUUGUAGCUGAAUGUAAUGUUUUAAUCAGCUCUUUAGACUCUCAUUCCGACGGCACCCAUUCACCGCACAGGAUGCAUUCGUGAGAAAGCGAUGUGAUGCUACAUGUCUCCAAAUCUGAUUAAGAAACAAACUCAGUUUCUGCAUCUUAGCUUGAGAGCGAGUGCAUUUUCAGCUCAUUUUUCUGGAGUCUUACACAUUUUUGUGAAGGUCUAAUUAAAGCAAAAGACAUAACCAGACGACACAAACCCCAUGGUAAAUUUACUAAAAGUACGGUAAGCCCAGUUAACUGUGUUACGAUCACCACUUCACUCAUCUCUUUGGUUUAUUGCGUUUAAAAAAAUGUGACAACAGUAAUAUGUUAAAAACAUUUGAUGUUGAAUAAAUGAUUGCAUCGAUGAUGCCGAACUUUUCAA
Messenger RNA from Puntigrus tetrazona (Sumatra barb), 3499 nucleotides. It is a transcript of the gene rnft2, whose product is annotated as ring finger protein, transmembrane 2. The record is from RefSeq and is a predicted model, not a curated record. NCBI's taxonomy places the organism in Eukaryota, Metazoa, Chordata, Actinopteri, Cypriniformes, Cyprinidae. Gene Ontology annotation, biological process: positive regulation of ERAD pathway. Gene Ontology annotation, molecular function: ubiquitin protein ligase activity. The transcript is spliced from 11 exons. Bases 530 to 1858 code for a protein of 442 amino acids.